Molecule: messenger RNA, 375 nt
Organism: Aspergillus luchuensis
Lineage: Eukaryota; Fungi; Ascomycota; Eurotiomycetes; Eurotiales; Aspergillaceae
Exons: 1
Coding region: 1-375 (124 amino acids)
Source: RefSeq, a predicted model, not a curated record
AUGCAGUUCUGCAUCCGAUCGCCCAGCCAGCCAUGCCCCCUCGGAUUGGUCCCCUCCUCGUGGAAACGCCCGUGUCUCACUGAACCCACGGUCCUAAUGCAAAAUGGAUCGCGCACACUUCCGCCAGUGCAAGGCAUGUUCAUCCACAAAAUCAAGCUGCGUCACUUCGGGACGCAAACCCAACUCGUCCAUUUAAUCGAUACGCUCAGAAUUCUCCAUCACAACGAUCGCUGGACGAACCGGGAGUCUGGACCACACAUAUACUGGGAAGGGAACUCGGGCCAAGCACGCCCCCGUGUGAAAAAAAAGCUUGCUCCUGACGAAUAUCGACUGGUGUUUCGAAAUCCACAUGGCGUAGAUGCCGAGGGAGAUUGA